ACACUAAAAUUCAUGACAACCAACAUACAAACAUUUAUAAUCUUUAUUAGAUUCAACUUUCAGCUACAAAAUGACUCCAGAUGAGCUGAAAGCCCACAAGAGGUGUGAAAUUGAAGUGUGAAAGGCCCACUGAAAUUAUUUUGAGUGUACUUCCUUUCCUUUGAUGUGGAUGAGCAUUUUACUUGCUGAUUGAAUGGGGUUCUACCAACAUAAGCACACUUGAAACUUUACACUUCAAGUCACUUUCACUUUACAUCCAUGCCGCGAGAUGUUUCAAAAAGUGGUGGGGACAAUACUGACACUGGCAAAAGGUAGUGGAAACAUGUCCUAUCCGUCCCACCCACAAAUUACGCCAGUGCAUGUGCCCGGAUCUGCCCUCUGUUAUAGUAAAAAAAAGUGAACAUAUGGUCACAUGAUAUACGUUCAUCUUCAUAGAACUGACUGCACAAGCAUUAAGGCAAGGCAAGGUCUCUUUUCUCUUGCUGGAAUGGAGUUGUUCAUCUUCACUGCUUUUCUUCUCCUUAUGGAGGUUCAGUCUUACAAAUCUCCUGCUGUAAAAGUAUCUCCAGAAGUCAUAAGUGAGUCCAGCUCAGUGAAGAUGAUCUGUGAGACUCCAGCAGAUGUUACAGUGAAUCAGUGUCAUUUCUACAUUAACAGAGAAAAAGAGAAGAAUAUUAAAGUCAGUCCAUCUUGUGAGCUCGAUCUCACUGGUGUUGAAGUGCUCAGAUGGGCAGCUGUAAAAUCACCUGCAUCAGUCGACAUUAACUGCUUCUACAUUAUACAUGAGCACGGGAUUGAUAAACCAUCAUCUCAGUCUCCUGCUGCCAAAGUGACGGUUCUAGGUCCACUUCAGAAACCAUUCAUCAGUUAUAAUAAGGAUGAUGUCCAGCCCAUCAUAACAUGUAAAAUGCCACUUUCUGUCAGCGAUGAUGUCACCUGUAAUCUCUACACUGAGGAUGUUCUUCUGUACAGAAGUUUCUCUCUGACUCAGAGGGGAAGGUCUGGAGAUCAUUAUUGUCCGUUUUAUCGAAGCUAUAGUGAACUCUUGACAGGAUCUGUAAGCAGACAGCUGAGCUGUGAUUAUUCACUCAACACUGAACCUGAGAUCAGAUCACCGCGCAGUGACACAAUCACCAUCAGAGGUGGUUUCGGACGCAGCCUCUGUCUGACGCAUAGAAAGAAGCCUGUUUCUGCAUAA
Molecule: messenger RNA, 1198 nt
Organism: Megalobrama amblycephala (Wuchang bream)
Lineage: Eukaryota; Metazoa; Chordata; Actinopteri; Cypriniformes; Xenocyprididae
Exons: 4
Coding region: 413-1198 (261 amino acids)
Source: RefSeq, a predicted model, not a curated record